CUCCACAACAAGUUGAUCCCUGAAGUGCGUGGGAUGGAAUAAUUUAAGGAUAAGGACUGCAGAGAUCUCAGAUAAUACGAGUUAAAUCUAAUGAAGCAUUUAUACACCAUGACAGACAGACAAUAAGCUUCCUGCCUGUUGCGUUUCCUCAUCUCUGCGUCUUAACAGUUUGUAAGUAGUGAUUUUAUUUCGGAAAGGGACGUGUUGGAUUAUUAACCAGUGGAUAUCCUCGGGCCAAGCUAUUAACGGCGCGUUUCCUGCUUUUAAGGAAUAUACGACAGGUGACUUUAUGUAGAGGUACAACAUGUCCUUCAGUAUGAGACUGUUUGCUUUACUUUUCAUUAUCCCGUUGUGCGCAUCCUCUCCUCUGUCAGCCGGUCCAGCUGCGGAGAGCCGCUGCUUCGGCCGAGCUUGCAACCCCCGCAUUGGCAACUUGGCCCAGGGUCGAGUGCUGAGCACCCAGUCGGUCUGCGGCUCCAACUCAUCUGAGCCUUACUGCUUCUAUAAGCAGACCGCUGCCCCCCGCAUCAGGGAGUCCUGCUCGGCAGCAAAAUGCGGCAAAUGCAACGCAGCUUUCCCCAGCCAGGCGCACCCUCCCUCUGCCAUGAGCGACUCCUCUUUCCGCUACCCUGACACUUGGUGGCAGUCUGCAGAAGGGGUGAAGGAGGAAACGCUCCAGCUCGACCUGGAGACUGAGUUCAUCCUCACCCACCUCAUUCUAGUGUUCCGCUCCCCCCGCCCCGCUGCCAUGGUGCUGGAGCGCUCUCAAGACCAUGGGCGCACAUGGAAGACCCUCAGGUAUUUUGCCAGGGACUGUGAGGAGGUGUUUGGCCUGGUAGAGGGGUCGCCAGGUGGGGAGAGUGGAGCUACCUGCACCUCCAAGUAUUCAGGAGCUUUCCCCUGUGCCAGAGGAGAGGUGAUUUAUCGAGCCUUGUCGCCCUGGCAAUCGGUGGAUCCCUAUGGACCAGCCGCCCAGGAACAGCUCAUGAUCACCAACCUGAGAGUCCGUCUGCUGCAGCGCCAGUCGUGUCCGUGCCAGGCCAAACAUCCUGGUGCUGACGUCCUCCCCACAGACCAUUAUGCCAUCUAUGAUUUUAUUGUCAAAGGCAGUUGCCUUUGCAAUGGACAUUCUGACCACUGCAUACCAGCCAGGGGCUACCAACCCCGCCAACAGAAGACCAGUAAUAUGGUCCACGGCAAGUGUGUUUGCAGACACAACACAGCCGGUGACCACUGCGAGCGCUGUGCUCCUCUCUACAAUGACCAACCCUGGCAGGCUGCCAAUGGCAUCAUAGGGACACCGAAUGAGUGCCAGAAGUGCAAGUGCAAUGGUCACGCCAAGAGCUGUCACUUCAGUCGUGGACUGUGGCUCGCAACAGGACGGCGGAGUGGUGGCGUGUGUGACGACUGCCUUGACAACACAGAAGGCCGUCACUGCCAGAACUGUAAGAAGGGCUUCUUCAGAGACCCCAGCCGACCAAAAACAGCCCCUGACUCCUGCAAACCCUGUUCCUGCCACCCUGUAGGCUCGGUCCUCUCAGGUGGUAGCACUCUAUGUAACCCUAGCAGUGGGGAGUGCACUUGUAAGCCCGGUGUCGGAGGACCCCGCUGUGACAGCUGCAUGCAGGCAUACUGGGGGCUUCAUGAAUACGGCUGCCGUCCAUGUGACUGUACAGGGGACUGUGACCCCUACACUGGUGACUGCAUUUCUGGCUCUGAUGUGGAGGUCUUCUAUACAGCCACUGGCCACAUGGGACACAGCAGCAAUAAUAGUGAGACGGCACUCUUUAGGGUAGAGGAGCUUUUCUCUGCACUGCACCACUCUGAGAAAUGUGAGUGUGUAGAAGUGACCCUUGGCAGCACUAAACUCUUCUGUGCUGCGGAGUAUGACUAUGUGCUGGUGUUGAAGGUAAUGUCAGCUCAUGAUAAAGGCUCCCAUGCAGAGGUGGAGGUCAAGGUCAAGAAAGUCUUACACCAAAACCCUCACAUGAAGAUCCAGAGGGGAAACGUCACCCUUUACCCAGAGUCCUGGACCACCCAAGGCUGUACCUGUCCCAUCCUCAACCCCGGAUCAGAAUAUGUAGUGGCUGGUCACGAGGACUGGAAGACCGGUCAGCUGAUGGUCAACACCAAGAGCCUGGUUAAACCGUGGAAGUCAACCCUGGGACGCAAACUCCUUCACAUCCUCAGAAAAGACUGUGGCCACUGGUAGGGCAUCGCCAAGAACUGUUGUGGACAGAGGGACGGAGAGGUGGAGGAUCGUCUGUGAAAUGCAGAUUAUUUGUGGGACGAGUUGAAGGAGUGCACAAAAUGAACAGAGGGACUGUGUGAAUUAGGCAUUUUGCUUGGAUGUUAAAAUGAAAGCAAACCCCUAUGCCUGCUACAGGGAUUUCAGUGUUUCUUCUGUUUUCCACAGCCCAAACAAACCACUGUGGCGCUACAGUGCCGUGGUUGCUGUUAACCUGUGGUAGAAAUAAGCACACUUACUACUGUAAGCAGAUACCUCACCAGAACUUUAGUCACCUAAGAAUCAAAGAGAACAAAGCAAACCAUCGGGACUCUUGUCUGGACAAAGUUGACGUUGGUAUUUCAUUCCUGUGCUACUGUAUGAUAUUCCUGAGCUCACCUCCGUCUAGGUUAUUUAUAAAAAUUUAAGGAAUGUAUGUUAAAUACUCAGUUAUUUGCUGACCAAAGAUGCUGUCAGAGCUGAUGAGCCAAAACAUAGUCACGUACUAUUGUAUCAAUUUCAUUGAGAGCUGUUUACUUUGAAAUCUUGCAAAGGCGCAGAAUUAUUCUUGUCGUCUCGCAGAUAUUGCCGAUAAAUCAUGGAUGAGUCAACAUCAGAAUGUGUGUGUGUGUGAGCGUGGAUGUGUGCAUAUGCUUGAUGUCCUUGGCGGGGAGUCUGGGACUGUACAGGUCAGAACAAGUAACUCCUGGAUGAGGGGAGAGGAUGAAAAAAACAUUAAAGGAAUCAGACGGCUUAAUCUGAACAGCUCUUCUCUGCUCCGGCACACUCGCCCGCCUGCUGUCUGACAAGAGCAAAACACACCCUCUCUGGUCUGGAGUACAUGCAACGGGCUAAAAUACUUGGGAUUGAGUUUGCUCUUAAAGCUGCUUCAGUUACAAGAGUGAAUCAUUUUCAGGUUCUGUGAGGAUUUUCUGCUGUCCUUGUUCAACCUGCUCCCAUAUGAGGAGAAUUCACUUGAGAAGGCCUCUCUGAACCUGACCCUGUGGGAGCUAAUGUGUGUGUGUGUGUGUGAGAGAGAAAGAGAGCACACACUCUCUUAACAUAUGCUUCUCUUUUUGGCCUGUGACUUCUGCUGUGCCAAAAUAAGUACGUAUUAAAAGCCCGGGUAUUCAUUGACAUCAGUGUAUCAUAUCCAGAGUCCACAGGCCAUUUUGAGCCAGUUAAGAAUAGUCUUGGUCGGUUGUCUCCAAGGAGAAGGACAAACUCUGUGAGGAGACAUGAUGCAUUCCUCAACCAUGACAUCACCGCCCAUGUCCUUGUCCCAAAGACUUUACCAAAAUAAGAGAAAAUGGGGUUGAUUUUCAUGUAAAGGACAAAGUGGUGAUUUAGGGUGCUUGAAUGUACUCUGCUGUCAAUGUGAUAUUUGUAAUGCUAUUUCCGUGUGUCCUAUAUGUUCUUUUUCAUCUAAACUACAUAAACUACA
Messenger RNA from Morone saxatilis (striped sea-bass), 3671 nucleotides. RefSeq names its product netrin-4-like. The coding region runs from base 305 to 2212 and encodes 635 amino acids. Lineage: Eukaryota; Metazoa; Chordata; Actinopteri; Moronidae. The record is from RefSeq and is a predicted model, not a curated record. Gene Ontology annotation, biological process: substrate adhesion-dependent cell spreading; basement membrane assembly; cell migration. Gene Ontology annotation, molecular function: protein binding. Gene Ontology annotation, cellular component: laminin trimer. The transcript has 10 exons.